AUGCCGUCUGUUGCCACCAUCAUUCAGGGCGUGGCUCUUGCUACAUCCGCAUAUGCUGUCGAUCCUGCUGCGGUCUACAGCGGUGGCUAUACCUCAUCCAGCCACGUCUUGCUUCGAAUCGGCAAUGGCGGCGCCGGGCAAAGCGGUCUGAUUGAAAUCCUUGCCAACGAGUUCAUCAAGUCCAGUGUCAGCAACGGCUCCAAUCCCUUCAAAGUCGCCUGGUAUAAGAGUGACACCACCGAGUCCAUCAACUACCUCAAGGACGACACCGUCGAUAUCGGAAUCACGUACACCCCAUCAGCCGAGCAGAUCGCCAUCAAUCAAGGCAUUGCAAAGUCCCCCGCAUGGUAUGCCUGGCGCGACCACUUCCUCCUCGUCGGUCCACAGUCCAACCCAGCCAACCUCUCCAAGAGCGAAGAUAUCAGCACCAUGUUCUCGAAUAUCUAUGAAACCGCCGAAGAAGGAACUUCAGACCCACCCGUGCGCUUCCUCACGCGCUACGACAAAUCUGCAACAAAUAUCAAAGACUCUCAGUUGUGGAUUGGUAUCGGUCAAGUCCCCUGGGCUACUGCUUACUCUAAAUGGUACCACCAGUACAUUGCGUACCCAAUUCAGGCUUUGACUGCUGCUAUCUUGUUGGAUGAGUACACCAUCACUGAUCGAGGCCGCUACUGA
Messenger RNA from Penicillium canescens, 675 nucleotides. RefSeq lists its product as uncharacterized. The transcript is spliced from 3 exons. NCBI's taxonomy places the organism in Eukaryota, Fungi, Ascomycota, Eurotiomycetes, Eurotiales, Aspergillaceae. The record is from RefSeq and is a predicted model, not a curated record. The coding region runs from base 1 to 675 and encodes 224 amino acids.